CAACUUAGUUCCCUCACAGUCUGCUCACAGUACUAUCUUGACCAGUGAUCCCUAUUACAAUAACUUUCGCAACUUCAAACACUUCUUACAGUAAUACUUUCCAUGGAGAACCUACAGGGCUUGUCACCACAAAACCAAAAUGUAUCAGCAGAAGAGGAGUCAAAGCGGAAGGCAGCUGAAGAUGAAAUGCGCAGGGAUAUGAUGGCGACUAUCCUCGAUGGUGCUGCCCGAGAGCGAUUGUCCCGCAUCGCCCUUGUGAGCCCGGAUAGAUCACGUCAGAUCGAGACUAUCAUUAUGCGGAUGGCUCAGACAGGACAGCUGCGAGGACGUGUGAGCGAGCAGCAGUUAAUCGACCUUCUUGAUCAGAUGGAGGACGCACGGUCCAAGACAACUACGAAGACAACGAUAGUGUACCAGCGCAGGCGAGACUUUGAUGAUGAUGAUUUUUAGAUGCUUUAUUGAUGUACUCUCUCUCGUUGCUUUGAUAUCGCGAUAUCAUAUCAUUCAUUAUCACCUCAGUAAUCCUACCCCCGUUAGUGCCCUGUCCUCGCCACUUCCAAUACUGCAAUACCUGUCGCCGGUCUCUCCUGUCAAGAAUUUGUCUCUACUGUCCGUAGUGCCAACAGGAGUACAAGCUGGACCUUUCUGUUGCCACUGAUCACCAUGUAUACUGAUUCGUGCCGAAACAUCGUGACAUGGUUGCCUAAGAAGC
Molecule: messenger RNA, 712 nt
Organism: Suillus bovinus
Lineage: Eukaryota; Fungi; Basidiomycota; Agaricomycetes; Boletales; Suillaceae
Product: PDCD5-related protein
Exons: 4
Coding region: 103-450 (115 amino acids)
Cellular component (GO): cytosol; nucleus
Molecular function (GO): DNA binding
Source: RefSeq, a predicted model, not a curated record